UCGCGACUCCGCCGCACAUCGUCGAUAGUAUCGCCAGGUCGCCAUUCGUGAGUCUUUUCUCUUUGGCUCAUUGACUUCUCGGUACAUAAGCAAAUAUGAGUCGCGUUAGGACGAAGACGGUCAAAAAGGCCGCGAAGCUCAUCAUCGAAAAGUACUACCCACGCCUCACGCUGGAUUUUCACACAAACAAAAGGAUAUGUGAGGAAAUCGCCAUCAUCCCCAGCAAAUCCUUGCGCAACAAGAUUGCCGGAUUCAUUACUCACCUGAUGAAGAGACUCAGGCACAGCCAGGUCCGUGGAAUCUCCAUCAAGCUGCAGGAGGAAGAGAGGGAACGCAGAGACAACUAUGUUCCCGAGGUCUCCGCGCUGGAGCAUGAUAUAAUCGAGGUCGAUCCCGAGACUAAGGAAAUGUUGAAGAUGCUGGAGUUCACCAACAUCACGGGACUCCAACUGACACAACCUGUCCCGCAGUUUAGCAGACGUUCAUAAAAAUUAAAAAAUACAAAAUAAUGGUCUCGGACUUUUUCAAUAAACUUAUGGACCACCCAUA
Messenger RNA from Ooceraea biroi (clonal raider ant), 549 nucleotides. RefSeq names its product 40S ribosomal protein S17. The record is from RefSeq and is a predicted model, not a curated record. Gene Ontology annotation, molecular function: structural constituent of ribosome. Gene Ontology annotation, biological process: translation. Gene Ontology annotation, cellular component: ribosome. NCBI's taxonomy places the organism in Eukaryota, Metazoa, Arthropoda, Insecta, Hymenoptera, Formicidae.